This is a messenger RNA of Physella acuta, 1755 nucleotides long. Its product is annotated as putative ankyrin repeat protein RF_0381. NCBI's taxonomy places the organism in Eukaryota, Metazoa, Mollusca, Gastropoda, Physidae. Gene Ontology annotation, cellular component: cytoplasm. The record is from RefSeq and is a predicted model, not a curated record. Gene Ontology annotation, molecular function: protein binding.
AUGAGCCGUAUAGAACUAUAUGCUCACGAGAUCUAUACAGCUGCUCAACGAGGAAAUAUUGAACACUUGGAUAUUGCAUUAAUUAAUCGCAAAAAUAGAUAUGGCCUUAUUGCACUUAUGAUAUCUGUGGUUGGUAAUAAUGUGUUGGCAUUAAAAACGCUACUAUCAGCGAGUGCUGACCCUAAUGUAUCAAAUUACAAUUCCAGCUAUAUCACAGCACUGACCAUGGCGGUGGGAAAAAACAGAGUUGAGUGUGUUAAAGAACUGAUCAGGGCAGGAGCUUUCUUUACGUGUGAGCGAGGGUUGGAGGCUUUAAAGUUGGCGAGGGAUCACAACUUUUUGGAUGCUGUUGUGGAAGGGGAUGAAGCUAUGAAAAAAUAUGUAAAACAAGAUUCGGACAAAUGGGAAACGGCGUUUUAUAUAGCUUUCAAGAACAAAUGUUUUGAUUUAAUCACAGAGUUAGUAAACGCGGGCGGUUCUAUCAGUUUGAGGUCAUUCAAGUAUGAAGAUAUAACAGGAAAUACACAUUUGGCUACAUUGCUUAUGAACACAGCUAAAGUAAAUCUCAACGAAAGCUUUGAAAAUGGAGAGACUGCUUACACAGGCCCAUGUAAACUAUCACAGAUAGACAUGAUGAAAUUAUUUGUAGAUGCAGGCUCAGAUAUAAAUUGUGUAGAUACUCAUCACCGAACACCGUUUAUAAAUUCUAUUAGGGAAGUAAACUUUGAAACCACACAAUUUUUGUUAGAACAUGGAGCUGAUAUUUCAAAGGUGGACAUAGACGGAAUGACAGCCUUGAUGUGGGCAGCUAAAACGAACAACAGGAAUGUGCUUGACCUUCUACUUGACCUUAAGCCUGAGGUUAAUUGUGUUGACCUAAAACAUACGACAGCAUUAGCUCAUGCAGUGAUGAGCCGUAACGUUCAGAUUGUAGCCAAGUUGAUACAAGCUGGAGCUGAUGUUAACAUCGCAUCUAACUGCCAAGUAGAAUGCACUGCAAUCGUAUUUUACAAACAAAAUGAGUUAACCAAAUAUUUGCUUGAAUGUGGAGCUGAUGUAAACUUGAUAUGUGAUUCUCUAUGCUCGCCUUUAUUUGUUGCUGUUUUAAAUAACGACACGGAGCUUGUAAAGUUGUUGAUUAAACAGGGCGCGAUUGUCGACAAAGGCAGAGACUCGGAGCUAAUGGUUGCUCUUGAGUAUGGAAAUAUUGAAAUGGCGAUAGCUGUACUAGAAAUAGGAGCUAAUUCUUAUCUACGUGAUAAGAACAAUACACCGGCACUAAUGAUAGCUGUUGAGAUUUGCAAGCAGGGAUUUUUGUGUCUGUUUGUUGCCUACGAAGCUGAUGUGAAUGUCCAGAAUGUAAAAGGUGAGACGCCGUUAAUGAUGGCGUGUCGUCGUGGUAACGUUGAGGCUGUCAAGUACCUUCUCUCUGUUGGAGCUGAUGUUAAUGCAAAAUUAAUAUCGGCUGUAAAGGAACCCUGGCCAUUGGUCAAACUAGCUUUUAUUGAAGUCUCUACCUUACUUGGGCUUGGACCUAUGAGAGAAGAAAAACUAAAACAGACCAAACUCCCACCAAGAUUACAGCAAACGUUGAUGUUUCAAGAACCAAUAUCAAGAUUACCCGUAGAAGACUGGUCUAAAAUACCUCUUUGUUUUGACCCAGUACAGUACGAGACUUUACCCUGUCCUAGACCUUUACUCUACUACUGGCCUGUUGGUCACAAACUGGUUAACGAAGUGCUAUUACAAAGAUAA